AUGCUUCGAGCCUUGUCAGUGCUAGAUGAUAUUGAAGGCCUAAAAAAAUUAUUAGAGGAGUGGGAGAUGGGUUGCUUAGUUUAUGACGGGAGGCUACCAGCUGUUGUUAUAGGUGCUUACCUGAGGCAUGACAUGCUUGAAGAGGCUGAACAGCUGCUGAGAGAUAUAAAAGUUAAGGCUGGUCGGCUGAUAAAGUUUGCCCAUGUCCUUUUCAUGAACUACUUCUUGGAAAAACAUCAAUUUGAUUCCGCAUUGAAGCAUAUGGAAGCUGCAAUGGCUGUCAAAUGGAAGCCAGUAGUAGAAAAGCUUGAUCCUUUCUUCAAUCAUUUCAAAGAAGAGAAAAAUGUUGAUAGUGCUGAAGAAUUUUGCCAAAAGUUAGUGAAAGUCCAGCCUCUCGACUCGAGGACCUACUUGUGGUUGCUUCAAACUUAUGCAGCUGCAGGUAAAACAGCCCCAAACAUGCGUCAAAGGAUGGAGGGAAGUGGUAUAGAUAUUACCCCUGAGCAUGAGGAGUUGCUCCAGAAGAUAUGUUAG
Chenopodium quinoa (quinoa) is the source of this 534-nucleotide messenger RNA. RefSeq names its product pentatricopeptide repeat-containing protein At4g01990, mitochondrial-like. NCBI's taxonomy places the organism in Eukaryota, Viridiplantae, Streptophyta, Magnoliopsida, Caryophyllales, Amaranthaceae. Bases 1 to 534 code for a protein of 177 amino acids. Gene Ontology annotation, molecular function: protein binding. Gene Ontology annotation, cellular component: mitochondrion. The record is from RefSeq and is a predicted model, not a curated record. The transcript has a single exon.